Messenger RNA from Scylla paramamosain (green mud crab), 2046 nucleotides. RefSeq lists its product as uncharacterized. The record is from RefSeq and is a predicted model, not a curated record. The transcript is spliced from 9 exons. Bases 310 to 1353 code for a protein of 347 amino acids. NCBI's taxonomy places the organism in Eukaryota, Metazoa, Arthropoda, Malacostraca, Decapoda, Portunidae.
UAUUCUCACGUGUUUAGUAUUGCGGUGGAUUUCCUGAGAGAUGAUACAGGAAAAUGCCUCGUUUCGAUCUGUCAGCUAUAAGUUAUGAAUUUCUUGCCCUCUCGUUCAUUGGCAACUGUGGAAUGAUGCUUCGUCGUGUCUCCUGAGUGUCUUCACAGCUUUGCCAAUCAGCUCUCAGCCGUCCGAGUCACACACACACACAAACACACACACUCACACAUCCAUCACUCAAGACUCACUGCUGUCCCUCAUACCAUCCACAUCUCCAGCAUUCUCCUCUCUCAACCAUCCAUCUCUCGCAUCCACACCAUGGUUACAUUUCAUAUUCUAGUGAUCUUCAGCAUCAUCACCGCCUCUUCCUCCCUCGAGCUGCCAGUCAGCGAAGUCCUCACCAUUGCGGAUGCUGAAUACAGUGUUCUUGACUUCAUCAGGUUAAGUUUCCAGCCGCUACUCAGCACAGACGCCCUUCAGCAGACCACUCUUGAAACUCUGGCGCCCUGGACCUUUUCCUCCCUCCGUUCAAGUAUAGAAGCCGCCACCACCUUCUGCGUCGCCUCCAAGGGAUCUUCGGGAAAAGCAGGAGCCGAGGCAAGUGAAGGGAAUGAAGAAAUGCCCAUGUCCUUGAGAAGAUUCGGCAUGGAGGACUCCGGGGACUCCUCCAGAUGGCAGCACGCCUUCACCACCUUCACUAAGGAGCUGGGGACUGCCUUAACCCUGCCAGGAGUGCUGAGGGACGCUGACCUCGCCUUCCUCGAGCUCACCAAGACUGGCGUGCACCACUCCCGCGCGGGCAGGGCAGGGCAAGGCCUCGGUGGCAGCGCCGUGGUGGUGUGCGUCGUGGAGGGCGUUCUUUCCUUCUCUCUCACGCCCCUGCCGCCCUCCCUCGCCGCCCUCCAAUGCGUUGCGGGCCAGUGCCAGGUGACCGUGAAGGCUGAGCAGAGGCAGGACAUCGCGCCAGACCUCUACCUCUUAACACAGACCACAACACACCCCCGCGCCUGCCUGUACGCGCCCCCCGGCUGGCAGUGGUCCGCAGCCGCCCUGCACGACUCCACCUUCCUGGUCUUCACGUGGGAGGAGGACCUUGUGAUCAGGGAGGACGUGGUGGCCGACCUGUUCCCGGAGGAGGGCAAUGAGGGGUCUGAGGGGACGCGGCGGGAACGAAGGGCGGGGGACACGCACGCUGUGGGAGGCGCUGCCGAAGGGAGCCUCGCCGCCCUCCCUGUUGCUGUGGGGGGACCAGAACCCGCUGCUCCACCUGCUGCGGCGCUACCUCCUCUCAGACCGCCACCUACAACCUCGAGUCCUUUCUUGAGGAGUUCCGCAUGGACCGUCUGCUGCUGCCUGAUUUAGUGGACUGCUCCAAGGAGUGCAUGGCUUCAGCUGCUGCCAUAUUUGUACUCCUGGACGCCGACGGGGACGGGGAGUUGACGCCCGCCGACGCCACCCAACUCACCCACGCCUCCUUCUCUGCCCUCACCCACAAGAUGGAUGACUUCGUGGAUGAACUGAAGGACCUCGCCAGGGAGCAGUGGGAGGGGAUGGUGGGGGGCCCUGCAGAGGAGCGUUCAGCCUUCCUGCAACGGGCCAAGGACCGCCUCACAGCCUCGGCCACGGCCACGGUGCAGCGCUGGAUCGCCGGAGACCUGGAGGGCGUGGACGAGAAGGCCUUGAAGGAGCAUCUGCCCAGCAUCCAUGAGCGUGUGUUUGCCGCCAGGGAGGUCGCCCCGCCUGAAGACAAAGAUGAGUUGUAGCUGUGUUGUUCGCCCUCUGUCCUGCCAACACCUCAGAAUUUACGCCCAGAGAAGGAAGUGACGUCACCUCUCCGCCUGCACCACUACGUUUUAGAAGGAAAAAGAAAACAGAGCGAAUAUAGUGACUUUAUUUCUGCAUAUGUACAAAAUACGGUGAGCCUGGGAAUCAGACUUCUUUUUGGAAAGCUUUAUGUAAACUAAGUUCUUUUAAUAAACUGAAAAAAAGGAGAAAAAAAAAUACACUCACCUUGAUACAGAAAAGAGAAUGAAUGAGGGAAAGAAGAGGAAUAUU